This is a messenger RNA of Marmota monax (woodchuck), 5803 nucleotides long. RefSeq names its product gamma-aminobutyric acid type A receptor subunit beta3 (gene Gabrb3). The transcript has 9 exons. Gene Ontology annotation, biological process: monoatomic ion transmembrane transport; signal transduction; nervous system process. Gene Ontology annotation, molecular function: extracellular ligand-gated monoatomic ion channel activity; GABA-A receptor activity; neurotransmitter receptor activity. Gene Ontology annotation, cellular component: synapse; neuron projection; membrane. The record is from RefSeq and is a predicted model, not a curated record. Bases 10 to 1485 code for a protein of 491 amino acids. NCBI's taxonomy places the organism in Eukaryota, Metazoa, Chordata, Mammalia, Rodentia, Sciuridae.
GUCGUUUGAAUGCUGGAUGACUGUAGGGAAGAGCGGAUCCCACCCAGGUUAGGCCACAGGAGCAGCGCCAUGUGCUCUGGGCUCCUGGCCCUCCUGCUGCCAAUUUGGCUUUCCUGGACCUUGGCGACCCAAGGCUCUGAGCCCCGCAGCGUGAACGAUCCCGGGAACAUGUCCUUUGUGAAGGAGACGGUGGACAAGCUGUUGAAAGGCUAUGACAUUCGCCUAAGACCCGACUUUGGGGGUCCCCCAGUCUGCGUGGGGAUGAACAUCGACAUCGCCAGCAUCGACAUGGUUUCUGAAGUCAACAUGGAUUAUACCUUGACCAUGUAUUUCCAACAAUAUUGGAGAGAUAAAAGGCUCGCCUAUUCUGGGAUCCCUCUCAACCUCACCCUUGACAAUCGAGUGGCUGACCAGCUAUGGGUGCCCGACACAUAUUUCUUAAAUGACAAAAAGUCAUUUGUACAUGGAGUGACAGUGAAAAACCGCAUGAUCCGCCUUCACCCGGAUGGGACGGUGCUGUAUGGGCUCAGAAUCACCACAACAGCAGCGUGCAUGAUGGAUCUCAGAAGAUACCCACUGGAUGAGCAGAACUGCACUUUGGAAAUUGAAAGCUAUGGCUACACCACAGAUGACAUUGAAUUUUACUGGCGUGGCGGGGACAAGGCUGUCACUGGAGUGGAAAGGAUUGAGCUCCCACAGUUCUCCAUUGUGGAGCAUCGUCUGGUCUCCAGGAAUGUUGUCUUUGCCACAGGUGCCUAUCCUCGACUCUCACUGAGUUUUCGGCUGAAGAGAAACAUUGGAUACUUCAUCCUUCAGACUUACAUGCCCUCUAUACUGAUCACUAUCCUCUCAUGGGUGUCUUUCUGGAUUAACUACGACGCAUCUGCAGCUCGAGUUGCCCUCGGGAUCACAACUGUGCUGACGAUGACAACCAUCAACACACACCUUCGGGAAACUUUGCCCAAAAUUCCCUAUGUCAAAGCCAUUGACAUGUACCUGAUGGGCUGCUUUGUCUUUGUGUUCCUGGCCCUUCUGGAGUAUGCCUUUGUCAACUACAUUUUCUUUGGAAGAGGCCCUCAAAGGCAGAAGAAGCUUGCAGAAAAGACAGCCAAGGCGAAGAAUGACCGUUCAAAGAGUGAAAGCAACCGGGUGGAUGCUCAUGGAAACAUUCUGUUAACAACACUGGAGGUUCACAAUGAAAUGAACGAGGUUACGGGAGGUGAUACCAGGAAUUCACCAAUGACCUUUGACAACUCAGGAGUCCAGUUCAGGAAACAGAGCAUGCCCCGGGAAGGGCAUGGGCGGUACAUGGGAGACAGAAGCAUCCCGCACAAGAAGACCCACCUACGGAGGAGGUCUUCGCAGCUCAAAAUUAAGAUCCCUGAUCUAACCGAUGUGAAUGCCAUAGACAGAUGGUCCAGGAUCGUGUUUCCAUUCACUUUUUCUCUUUUCAACUUAGUUUACUGGCUGUACUAUGUUAACUGAGUGACUGUACUUGAUUUUUCAAAGACUUCAUUUAACACUGAGUGAAAUAUUACCCUGCCUGUCAAGUUUUUAUACCUGUACACACACAGACACACACACAUGCAGACACACACACACACACACAUAUAUACAUACGCAAUUGUAUAUAUAUGUGAACUUUCUCAGCAUAUAUAUAAAAUACACGUGUAUAUGAGGAUGUAUGUGUAUGUGUUUAUACACACAGGUGUGAGCACCCAUGUGUAUGUCAAACAAAUACACAUACAUAUAUACAUUUUGCAGCUAUGGACAAUUUAACACAGGAUGCAUAUGAAAGAAAGUCAUAGUUUUUUCUUUUUUAAUGAAAGGGACAAGUAUCAUCUAAAUAUUUUGCCUUGAGAAUGAGGGUGUGAAACACAAUAUCAUCCCAAAAUGUGUCUUUUAUUAUCAUAAGUUAGAUGUUUUAGUUUAAAAGUCAGAAAGAAAUCCUUAGUUAAUCUUCAGAAACUCAUACAGUGGUAUCUCUAGUUUAAAAUGAGUCACACACUUCAUAUCCUCUCUCUCAGUUUACUGAGUGAAGCCUGCUGGCUUUUCGGUUGAUGGGGUUUGUUUUCAGUGGGUGUACUUUCUCGGUCAUGCUUUAGUGGAUGAGGUGAGUCGCUGGCCAUGCACUUACCUGUUGUCUUAAACGUAGAUAGGUCCCAUGUUGACGUCUGAACAUCCAUCUUUUGAAACCCAUUGGGAGUGAGUGCAUCUCAUUGUAAGUACUCUGAUAUCCAGCAUGUGUGGGUUUUUCAUUGUUGUUGUUGUUCACUCGGAGUGGAUCCAGCUUAACUGUUGUGUGGGAACACGGUGGCACGUUUUGGCAAUGACAUUCAAUCACCAAAAAUGUGCUCUACAUCUCCUACGGAUUUCUAGGCCUGAUAUCCAACAGAAAGCAUAGACGUCUCAGGUUCUUUGUUACUCUAAGGUAAAACCAUCUAGGCUGAUUUUCCCCCUUGCAGUUACGUUAUCAUUCAUUCUUAUAACAUUGUAUGUUACUAUAAAAUAUAUUUGCAUAAUAUGCAUACAUAUGUAUAUUUACCAAGGUUUUGUUUCUUAUGCUUGCUAUCAUGGCAGCAUGCAAUGUCAUAUUUUUCAUUAUGUGAUGUAACUACUUUCUGUUAUCUAGAAAUUAAGAUUGAAGCUAAAACACCUCUACUGUUCGCUUUCAGAAACUAAGAAACAUCCUCAUGCCUUUAUUUCUGUAUCUGACAUGUCUCAUAAGCACAUCCAACUACUCCUAGGCUGACUAGGAUUCUGCAGGAACACUACCAGUACACACCACACAUCACCCAACAACCCAUGACCGUUCUCUGAGGCAAAAGAGGGCAACCUGACAAUUAACACAGUCACUUUUGGUUCCUUCUAUUCCACAGCCUCAUCAGUAUUUGGACUUUUUAAAGCUCGUAGAAACAAGACAAGGUGCACCGGUUUCAUAGACGCAACCUUAACUUACUAUUUAGAUGAGAUCUUUCUAAAGAAAAAAAGAUGAUAUAUUUUUUGUAAACAAUAUUUCUAUCACAGGCAUCCAUAAACUGAAAUGACUACAGUUGUGCAAACAGGUGUCACAGUGAAGUUCAGCAUUUGGAAGACAAAACAAAAAGCAAAACAUGCAGGAAAGAACUGCUAAAUUAAUACUUUAUCCCCAAAUGCCACAUACUCCUCACCCUCUCUGUUCUGUCCAAAAUGAAUGACCAGAAUCUGGUCCAGAGCUCAAAUGACUGGUGUCAGCUUUUUCCAAAUAGGUAGAGGCACUGCCCUCCCUGAGGAUGGGUGUGGUGUGUGGACUGUCACCAUGAGCGGACCACGACUUGAUUUUUCUUUGGUGGCCAUAGCAACCUUUAAUUUGUGGGAGUCCGUGACAGUUCACAACCCACCAUCAGAGAAAACAUGAUCCACAAAAUCUCAUGCUAGAGUCAAUUACCAAUUUUUAUACCCGUUUCCCUCCUUCAUUCCUUUCUUCAGCAUCUUCUCCCAACUGCUGCUCUCUGGUUUUAUUUUUGUCGGGAGAUGAGCCAGUGAUAUCUUGGUCUUUGGCUUCUCUCUGGCAAUUUUUUUUUUCAUGGGUAACAAUGGGGGAAUCCUAAAAGUUCAACAGAUUGGGGAAAACCUUGUAAGUGGCCUUAUCAUUGUUAACAUGUAAAAGAAAAAAAAAACACACACAAAACAAAACAUUUGAAAAGACCUUAUCCCUUUCAAUACUUCAGGUAUCUUUUUUUCUGUAUCCAGUAAUUAAAGAUGUGAGCUACACAUGAGGAAGAGGGACCCCAUGAUGCAAACGAACCUGGACAAAAGCAGUUGAUGAUGGAUUUAAGUGUAUAAUUUAUACUAUUCAGAACUGUGACAUUAAUUCUUUCUGGGACAAAAGAUAUUCAAACAUUUUUUUGAUGCACAGUUGAGGUACCCAAAUAUCAAAGGCAGAGACCCCAUGGGGCUCAAAAGAGCAGCAGUCUACUUCCCAAGGUUUUCUGGAUUUAAAUUUGCAUGGUAUAGUCAUAAUAGCUUUUGAGCUUUUUAUAUGCAUUUGGCACCAAGACUGGGAUCCACAACUUUGUAGACACUGCGAUGAAGUUAACAUAAUAGCUAUACUAUAAAUAGUGUUUGUAACUACACACACAUACACACACACACAUACAUACAUAUAUUCUGUAAAAAAAAACGACGACAACAAAACACAACUUUUUAAGAUCCUUGGGUAUGUGUUUGCUUUAUCCAUUUCAGAAGGAAAUUACUUUUCUUCUAAUGAAAUUAUUUUAUAGCUUCUCCAUUUUUAAAAGUUGUGAGAAAUAUUGAAAGAAGAGAAUUCUGGCUGUGUUAACACAAAAGAGUUGAAUCUGAUUCUCGGUUCUGUUAAAAAUGACCUCUCAUUACUCCACAGUAGGUAUUGGAGCCAGCGAGUGACAGUGUUAAGGAGUUCUGAACCCGGAUCUCUGACAUUAAAGUGAGGUGGCUGUUGCCCAUACCCAGACCUCUUGAGUAAGGAGAGAAAAGUUUAAUUUGGAAACAAAUGAAAUUUCUUUCUCAACAACUGAAAGGAAUAAACUGUUAAUUUUCUCAGUAGUCCUGUCUCCAAAAUGCUUCACAGGGGGCUCAAAAUGUACAGAGGAAUCUUAUGAUGACAGUUUGCUAUUUCCCAUAUUCAAACGUUCUAGAGACGAUUCAAGAGCCCUCCUACAUAAAUCCCUCCAGAGAAAGACUGAUCAGACUUGAGUCAUCUUCAGAACAAGUGUCAUUCCUGUUCACCGACCCCAGGACUGUCGAGGGGUUUCACUGUCUAUACCAUGACACACUCAUUUCCCCCCUUGAAUCUCAAAUGAACUAGAAAGUAUGUCAUGAUAAUAUUCCCUUCAGGUUUUAAAGUGACAUGUCCAUCUGCAGUAUCGUGUGUUUCUAAUGCCAGCACUGGAACUUUGACAUCUUCUGUCACUCCCAUCAAAGGCACUUCUCUCCUGUCCAAACAUGGAACUGACAUUUCCACCAAGGAGAUCAUCUCAGAGGGGAUGCCAAACAAGUUGGGGACAGAUUUUAAGGGAACAGGCACAUGGCAGUGGUAGGUGUUCAUGUUCAGCAUCUAGUAGGUAAACCAUUGGUGUUUGUCCUAUAAGGGUAUGUUCUAAAAAGAGAUGUUUCCAACUUUAAGUCUCCUGGCUUGAAAGUAUAAAUCAUUCCAUCAUUCUUAAUUUAACUCUCCACCUGAAACCAGUUCCUAUUUCUGGCCAUUUUAUGAAAGCCAAAUUUAAAAAUUGGUGAAAUCUUUGUUACUCUUGAAUCUAGGUUGGCUCUCAUCUUAGUGUGAGACCUCCAUGAGAGUAACAUUGAAUUUGGGGCAAAGAGUUGCCCAGGUGGAAUAAAUUUUCCCAGGACACUAGCUAGUGUGCCUUGGAUUGAUUACCUCUUCUACUGCAUUGAAAGGUGCCAUGUUUUCCUGAAUUACUAAAUUCCCAACACCUGGGUAAACAGUGGCCUCCCAGAGAGUGGCUCAGGUACCAUGCCUCUCCCUGGGGACAGCCCCAUGAACAUGUUUUGUCAUUCUUGUCUCAUUUUUCUACUUCACAAGUCAGUGAGUGUGUUCAAGGUAAGUACAGAAUUAUUCUAGUAGGAAUAGAUGAUUGCUGUCAUGAUCAAUUCCCAUGUUGAUUUCAUUUCAUUGUAAAGAUAAAUUUAAACCCGGUUUUGCUUAAGCACAUUGAUGUAAUUUUUGGUAUUAUUUGACAUGAAAAAAACAGCAAAAUUGAGUGAUAGAUACAAUAUGAAACUUGUUGAUGAAUGAAUUCAAAUUUAUUAAAAAAGGACUAACUGA